Molecule: messenger RNA, 2617 nt
Organism: Sphaeramia orbicularis (orbiculate cardinalfish)
Lineage: Eukaryota; Metazoa; Chordata; Actinopteri; Kurtiformes; Apogonidae
Product: protocadherin beta-16-like
Exons: 1
Coding region: 167-2617 (816 amino acids)
Biological process (GO): homophilic cell-cell adhesion
Cellular component (GO): plasma membrane
Molecular function (GO): calcium ion binding
Source: RefSeq, a predicted model, not a curated record
UCGUCGUUGUCUAAACCUGGAGAAAGCCGUGCUGCGGAUCAUUUGUCUCGGAUUUUAAAAGCAAAUUUUGUCGAUCGUCUUUUUCUUAAAUACUUUGGAAUCCGGUUACCGCAGCGGUUGGGAAUACAGACAUAUAUCACUCUGGGAAAGAGCAUUUGUAGAAGAAAUGACCGAUUUAAGAAUGAUACGGCAAGUAUCGUUGUUUAUCUUGAUUUUUUCCUUCAGCUCAGUUGCCGGGCAGGUCACCUACUCCAUUCCUGAAGAAAUGGCUAAAGGUUCUUUUGUUGGAAAUAUAGCACAGGAUUUAGGGUUAGACCUUAAAAGACUGAGAUCUGGCAAAGCACGCAUAUAUACAGAGGACAGCGCAGAAUACAUCGAGCUGAAUAAAGACAAGGGAAGCCUGCUCGUCAAAGAAAGAAUCGACAGAGAGACGCUGUGCGGGCAGACGACACCUUGCGCUUUACAUCUUCAGAUUACACUGGAGGAACCUAUUGAGUUUUACACGGUUACUGUCGAAAUUAAUGACAUUAAUGAUAAUGCACCUAGCUUCAAAAAGGAUGAGAUGAAAUUUAGGAUUAGUGAGUCAGCUGUGAUCGGGGCAAAAUUCAUGCUUGAAAGAGCAAUGGAUCUCGAUGUAGGUGUAAAUGGGCUGCAGAGUUACUCUCUUAAACCUACAGACAAUUUCAAUCUAAAACUCCAAAAUCAGCAAGACGGAAGUAAAAAGGUCGAGAUGGUUUUACAAAAACACCUUGACAGAGAGGCGCAAGAACAUUUGUCUUUAACACUUACAGCUAUCGAUGGUGGUGAUCCACAGCUCUCAGGAACAAUACGUGUAGAAAUUUCUGUACUAGAUGCUAAUGACAAUGCCCCAGUAUUCACGCAAGAAAUAUAUAAGGUUAUUGUAACAGAGACGGCACCGCAAGGCACUGUUUUAUGUACUGUUAGUGCUGCAGAUGCAGAUGAAGGCUCAAACGGGAAAGUGUCAUAUUCGAUUAAAAAUACUUUAGAUGAUGUUCCUAUUAUGUUUGAAAUAGGCGAAGAAAAUGGUGUAGUAACUUUAAAUGGGAAUUUAGAUUACGAAAAGUCAAAGGACUAUGAGAUCCACGUCCAAGCCAGUGAUGAGGGAGGACUAACAGAUUCGUGUAAAAUUAUGGUUGAAGUGACCGAUACAAACGACAAUCAUCCGUCUAUUAAUAUAAUGUCUAAAACUAAUUCGGUGUCAGAAAAUUCCUCCCCAGGAACUGUUGUAACUAUAUUUAACGUCCAAGAUCCUGAUUCUGGUGAAAAUGGAAAGGUCUCGUGUUUUAUAGCGGAUAACAUGCCGUUUCUAAUGAAAACAACGUCGAAGAAAUUCUUCAGCCUCGUAACUGACAGUGAUUUAGACAGAGAAAGAGCUUCAGAGUACAAUAUAACUGUGACCUGCUCUGAUGAAGGAGUACCCUCCCUCUCCAGCAGCGUCACUCUCACCUUACAGAUCUCUGAUGUAAAUGAUAACCCUCCUGUCUUUGAGAGGAGCUCAUAUGAGGCCUACAUUGUAGAAAACAACACACCUGGUCUCUCUAUAUUCACAGUCAAAGCCACAGACUCUGACUGGAACCAGAAUGCCCGUGUUUCUUACAUACUGGAGGACUCCUCUGUUAACGGAGUGCCAGUCUCCUCAUAUGUGUCCGUUAGUGCUGAUAGUGGAGUCAUCCAUGCAGUGCGUUCUUUUGACUACGAGCAGAUCAAGGAUUUCCAGUUCAGGGUCAAAGCUCAGGAUGGAGGCUCCCCUCCACUCAGUAGUAAUGUGACUGUGAAAAUAAUGAUCCAGGACCAGAACGACAACGCCCCUCAGGUUCUCUACCCAGUCCAGACUGGUGGCUCUCUGGUGGCUGAAAUGGUGCCUCGUUCAGCAGAUGUGGGCUAUCUGGUCACUAAAGUGGUAGCUGUUGACGUGGACUCUGGACAGAACGCCUGGCUCUCCUAUAAACUGCAGAAAGCCACAGACAGGGCGCUGUUUGAGGUGGGCUUACAGAAUGGAGAAGUCAGAACUAUCCGCCAAGUCACUGAUAAAGAUGCAGUCAAACAAAGACUGACUGUUAUAGUGGAGGACAACGGACAGCCCUCUCGUUCAGCUACAGUCAUUGUUAACGUGGCGGUGGCGGACAGCUUUCCUGAAGUGCUGUCUGAGUUCACUGACUUUACACACGACAAGGAGUACAAUGAGAACCUGACUUUUUACUUAGUGUUGGCUUUGGCUGUAGUUUCCUUCCUCUUCAUCACGUGUGUGGUGGUCAUUAUAUCAGUGAAAAUCUACAGAUGGAGACAGUCUCGCAUCCUGUAUCACUCCAAUCUCCCAGUGAUUCCAUAUUAUCCACCACGUUACUCCGACACUUUGGGGACAGGGACUCUCCCACACGUGUACAACUACGAGGUGUGCAGGACGACUGACUCCAGAAAGAGUGACUGUAAGUUUGGCAGAGCUGGUAGUCAGAACGUGCUGAUAAUGGACCCCAGUUCAACAGGGACGAUGCAGAGGAUACAGAGUGAAAAGAGCAUCCUGGAUGAACCAGACUCUCCUCUAGAGGUUAGAAAUUUUAACAAUUACAAUGAUGUAUUUUUAUUUAAACCAUCUUAA